Neltuma alba is the source of this 1362-nucleotide messenger RNA. Its product is annotated as cathepsin B-like protease 2. Gene Ontology annotation, biological process: proteolysis; regulation of catalytic activity. Gene Ontology annotation, molecular function: cysteine-type endopeptidase activity. The record is from RefSeq and is a predicted model, not a curated record. Lineage: Eukaryota; Viridiplantae; Streptophyta; Magnoliopsida; Fabales; Fabaceae.
CAGUCUUGAGAUCGUACCUCAUCAGGCUUGCUUCACCCGGAGGCGGGGAAAUGGCUUCUGCUCUCUUCCCUCUGCUCGCUUUGUUUUCGGCCUUCUCCGUCGUGAUCAUUGAGGCUGAAGCAGAAAAAAUUUCUAGUUUCAAGCUCAAUUCUCAUAUUCUUCAGGAGUCAAUCGCUAAGCAGAUUAAUGAAAAUCCUGCGGCAGGAUGGGAGGCUGCCAUGAAUCCUCGUUUCUCUAAUUACACUGUUGGUCAAUUUAAGCAGCUUCUUGGAGUCAAACCAACACCUAAACAUGAUCUGAGUAGUACUCCCGUUGUAACCCAUUCAAAAUCAUUGAAGUUACCAAAUGAGUUUGACGCAAGAACAGCUUGGUCUCAGUGUAGCACUAUUGGAAGAAUUCUAGAUCAGGGUCACUGUGGUUCUUGUUGGGCAUUUGGUGCUGUUGAAUCAUUGUCAGAUCGUUUUUGCAUUCAUUUUGGCAUGAACAUAUCUCUCUCUGUUAAUGACCUCCUUGCAUGCUGUGGAUUUUUGUGUGGGUCUGGCUGUAACGGGGGGUAUCCUCUCUUUGCAUGGCGAUACUUAUCUCACGGUGUUGUCACUGAAGAGUGUGACCCAUACUUUGAUGAUAUUGGCUGUUCUCAUCCUGGUUGUGAGCCUGGAUAUCCUACUCCCAAGUGUGUCAGGAAGUGUGUGAAUCGGAACCACUUUUGGAGAAAGUCAAAACAUUAUAGUGUCAAUGCAUAUAGGAUCAAUUCAGAUCCCUAUGAUAUCAUGGCAGAAGUCUAUAAAAAUGGGCCAGUUGAGGUCUCGUUCACUGUUUAUGAGGAUUUUGCUCACUAUAAAUCAGGAGUUUACAAACACAUCACUGGGGACUCACUAGGAGGUCAUGCUGUAAAGCUAAUUGGGUGGGGAACAACCAAUGAUGGAGAGGACUACUGGCUCCUUGCGAAUCAGUGGAAUAGAAGUUGGGGAGAUGAUGGUUACUUCAAGAUGAGAAGAGGGACCAAUGAGUGUGGCAUUGAAAAAGAUGUUGUUGCUGGUUUGCCCUCCACCAAAAACCUCGUCACAGAGGUUGUUGACGUUGAUGCUGAUGGCUAUGUGUCGUUCUCAAUGUAACCAUAUAACCUAACCAGGUUCUGCAGUCUGCACGUAUAUUAAACACCCCUGCCCUUCAUGUUCUGCACUUGUGCUAUUAUUGCAAGAACGUGAACAAAAUGUACGAAAAAUUAAAUUACGAUCAAGAAAGAUUCUUGUAAAAAAUCUCAAUGAUAAGUGAGUAGUUAAAACUUCUUGUCAAUUUAUGCCCUGGAAUGUAUCAUUUCAAGCUGCUCUGUUAUUAUGAAACUUUUUUGUGAAUGUGUUA